Molecule: messenger RNA, 897 nt
Organism: Dujonia railenensis
Lineage: Eukaryota; Fungi; Ascomycota; Pichiomycetes; Serinales; Debaryomycetaceae
Source: the annotation of a GenBank genome assembly
AUGUUUCUUAAGUGGAAGAUUUUCACCUUUGCGUCAUUGUUAUUUAUCGGGUACAUCUUGCUUGGGAGACCUUUUCUAAGCAGUGAUUAUAAGUCCACAACUGAAGAGGCUUGGGCUUCGAUCUACAACAACCUUUCAGCAAAGGUUGAAAAAUUGGAAAUUACCAAUUCCAAAUUACUUGAAUCUGUAGCUGACCUAAAGAAGAAUCAGUACGCUAAGUUAGACCCAAGUAAAGUUGGAGAAAUAUUCGGUGACGUUGAGAGUUUAAAAAGACUGACUUAUCAGCUCAAAAUGUCGGUGAAUAAAGUGAAUCAAUGUCUCUUUGGAGGAUAUGCGUUGACUGCUGCUUAUACAUCUCCGCAAGAUAAGUUUAAAAGAAGAAGUAGCUCCAAAUUGCAAGUUAAGAAGGCAAAUACUGGAGUAAUGAAGUCGAGCUUCGAUAGUGACAUUGAGCUUGUGAGCCCAUCGACUAUUGGCAGUACACCUAACCAGAAUGGGUGGGAGCCAAGAUCUACAAAACCCAAGUCUCCUCUUAUCUUGGACAGUUCGAAGAUCAUUCUGACAAACGAGGGAUAUUCAAGUGCAAAAGAUGGAGGAGGUGGUGGGAAUUUUGCUAAUGAAGAUAUCAAAAAUAAGUUCAAGAAUUCAAUUCUAGAAGUAAUCAAAGAUAAAAAGAUUAACAACUAUUCAUCGAGUAAGCCAAGUGAGGUGAGAGAGGAGGCUAAAAUAUCUAUAUCAAACCCUAACUUGAGAUAUAGAGAUGUAGUAAGGUUCAGUUCAAGUGGGGAUAAGUACAAACGAGUAUUUAUUCCCGGCAGAGGAUGGGUUGCAACUAAAAUCAUAGAAGGUGAAGAGAGUAAACUCGGAAGCGAGGCAUUUGUCUUGGAAUUGAAAUAG